AUGUCCGCCAACGCCAUCAGGAACACCGAAGCACAAGGCAGCGUCCCCCAGACGGACGCUGGAGCCAACAUUGGCUCAAAUGCGCCCGCCGGGUCGACGACCACCGGAUCAGCCACAGCAUCUGGAGUUGGCGCCGGGUCCGCAGACAACAAGCACACCCCUGCCAUCCCGGGAUCGGCGCAGCUUGAUCCAGAGAUUCCCAGGACGGCCAAGGAGGCUCCGAUCUUUGGCGUUGAGGCCUCCAAGGACGUUUCGUUCAAGGAGCAAGUGCAAGGCCAUGCCAAGUACUUUGCCGGCAAAUUCACAGGAAACGACAAGGAGGUACAACAGGGCGCUGCGAGGGCGAGGGGAGAAGAGAACUCGCUGCCGAAAGAGCUUCAGCCUGAGAGGAAGUCGACGCAGUAG
This is a messenger RNA of Jaminaea rosea, 405 nucleotides long. RefSeq lists its product as hypothetical. NCBI's taxonomy places the organism in Eukaryota, Fungi, Basidiomycota, Exobasidiomycetes, Microstromatales. The transcript has 2 exons. The coding region runs from base 1 to 405 and encodes 134 amino acids. The record is from RefSeq and is a predicted model, not a curated record.